AUGCGUGUGCCAGCCCUCCGACUGCAGUAUGCCGCCGGCGAGGCGGCCCGGCGAACGGCCGAUACCUGGCUGGCGGCCGGCCCGCGCCAGCCGGUGCUCACCUGCCGCGUCAGCCUGCGCCUGGCCCUGACAUUGCUAUACCACCUGGAGCAAGCGGCCACCUGCCUCCGGGCGCUGCUGGGCCGGCCGCAGGAUGCCGAGUCCCUGGUGGACAGCUUCCUGCUGUAUGGUGACGCCUGA
Fonticula alba is the source of this 240-nucleotide messenger RNA. RefSeq lists its product as hypothetical. Bases 1 to 240 code for a protein of 79 amino acids. The record is from RefSeq and is a predicted model, not a curated record. The transcript has a single exon. Lineage: Eukaryota; Rotosphaerida; Fonticulaceae.